GCACACACUUCGAAUUCAGAUCACGAAUACACCGCGUCGUUUGUUAGUUUUCCGUCAAACGAUAUCACAGUAUGAUACUAACGUGAGUUUAAGUUCUAACGAUGAUUACGACGGGGAAAUACAUUGACGUUAUGUGAUGUUAGUGCGACAGUGAAAAUCGAAAACUGUCGCUUUUCUCUUAUUGGUUUCUCUUUGAAUGUUCUCUGGAUUGAUGAGUCACCUUUGAAAUAAUGACGGAAUGAAUGCAAUCUUCUUCUACCUUCCGCUUUUUUUGAUAUCGGCUCGCGGCGAAUAUCCCAAUAAUCAUGAUCAUUGCCAAAGCCGAAUUCUUCCUAACCCAACCAUUCCAACCCGACUGAACAUAAACUUAAAUUAUCUUCUAGUAGAUAUAAAUAAAAAGUUUGGGAAACUGAAUAAUAUAACAGCGUUGUCUAGAGAAAUCCUCCAGAACGAUAAAGUACUGGGCGUUAUUUUUUUCUCUAACGCGCAUAAUUUGUUGGCUUUAAACGUUUCGAAGAGACUGAAGAUUUUCUAUAAUAGAACUGCAGAGACGGAAACAUUUCGGGAAUCCCUUAAUGUUACGAAAAAUGGAUGGGGGAAGGCUUUUAAAGACUGUGAUUUUUUGAAAACGUGGGUUUACCCGUUUACCUUUACAACUUUCAAUACAACUAUAGGGUUGUUUAUACAAGUCGACUUAAAUCAAUGUGAUGAUGGACUCGCUGACAUAUUUAAUGGUAGUCAUAACUGUAAUAGAGAAACAAUGCUAUGUUUACGAAAUGGACCUCCAACGGAAAAGAAUGGAAAUUAUCGAUGCGUUUGUCAAAAAGGAUACUACAAUCGCAGAGAUAAUUUUUCGUGGAAUGGUGAAGAUAUAGAAAUCAGAAGUAUUGAUAUUCCUCGAUGUAUACCGUGUCCUGAAGGAUGUCAGUUCUGCGAUCCAUCCGGAGUUUGCGGAACUCGACAGGACGUUUAUUUGAAAACCGUCAUCUUGUGUAUACAACUCAUCUGCAUGGCAAUUACCGUCAUUUUGGGCUUAAUAGUGUUUAAGCAACGUAAAACGAAGGCUAUUGCUUCUAGUAUGUGGAAAAUUCUAGAGACCAUUCUAUUGGGUAUCUUCAUAUUAUAUGCAACGGCGGUAGUUAAAUCAUUCGAACCGUCCGUUGUGCAAUGUCUUUUGGAACCGUGGGUUCGAGAAGUUGGUUUCAUCAUUUGCUACGGCGCCAUCAUUUUGAAAUUGUACAGACAUCUGAUAGAAUUCCGAACGAGAAAAGCUCACAGAUGGGUAGUCAAAGAUACAGAUCUACUCAAGUAUCUUCUCAUUAUGAGCAUGUCGGUUCUGGCAUACAUGGCCGCAUAUACGUCCAUAACUCUCAACUUUAUCCAAGAGAAUUAUAGUCUCCUGUUUCUAGGAAGGACUUUACAUGGAGAGCGUUAUUAUGCUUGUAAGUCGCUGUGGUGGGAUUACGUAACGGAAAUCGGAGAACUGGUUAUAUUAAUAUUCGGUAUACAUCUCAGCUAUGCCAGCAGAAAUGCUAGAACUCAGUUUCACGAACGAACAUUUUUAUGCGCAGCAAUAAGUUUGGAAUUAGCUUCUAGUACAUUAUUCUACGUAGCUCGUAUCCUUAUCCUGCCCGGGCUUCAUCCAGAUUUAGUUCUAAUAAUAUAUUGUAUAAGAACUCAAAUAUCUCAAACGAUGGCGCUGUUAUUGAUUUUCGUCCCGAAAUUCUGGUAUCAACAGAAACAAGUUAGAAAUUUAGCACAAGAAUAUUCAUGUCGACUUCCUGUGGAUGCAUUCAAGGAUGUGAAUGCGCACGGUCCUCUAACGGGCAACAAUAGCGAUGUUGAAGUAGGAGAAGUAACCCUUGCCGAUAUGAGUCCCGACGAUAUAAGAGCCGAAUUGAAGAGGCUCUAUCUUCAAUUGGAGAUAUUCAAAAGCAAAACUUUAUGCAGGGAUAAUCCUCACAUAUCGAAGAGGCGCGGAGGAAGGAAAGCCCAGCAUCGAAGAUUCAGCCUACAGAAAAAAGGAAGCAGAGAGAAGAAUUUGCAUGGAAAACACAAAGAAAAAGAUAAAUACAAACAACAAGAAGAAAUAACCGAAGCAGAACCAUCCAGAACUCCUGAAGAUUCGGUGUGUAGUAAUGAAGGUCCCAGCGCUAUUUACGCUGAUUUACCAUCUAUUACAACACACAGCGAUCACAAAUAAUUUUAAUUCUUGUUAACAAUACAUAUACAGAGUUUUUCUUAUGUACGAAUUUAUGAAUAUUCUUUUGUAAUAGCUUAUCCAUCCCAAAUAGACCUACCAGCAAUAUUUCGGCUAUUUUUCAACAUCAUCAAAAUUGAGCUCUUCGUUGUUACCAAAACUCUUGCCUAAGGAUAGUAGGUGUUAAUCUUUGAGGGCUGUAGGAUGGAUAUAAGGCUGUAAGAUUGAAUAUGAGAGACCUCCAAACACACAAAGUAUGAGGUACCUUGACAUUACUUAAAAGAACGUUCAGUUACUACAAGGUGUUGUUAUUUGUGAGGCGUAUGGUUUAAUCGACUAGAAUUACACGUUUUUGAUUAAUCAUGGCUUACAAGUAAUCUUAUCACUUUUCUGGUUCGACAUGUCACAUUUUUUGUAAUGUUUCACGCAAUGUUUUUUACAUUUAAUAACUGACCGAAACUCGCAGACUAAGAGAAAAGAGCAUCUGGUAUGAAACGAAAACUAUUCAUUUAAAAUAAAUCUAUUACGGCUAAUUACGUUCGAUGCCUCGAUAAUUUUUUACGGACAAACCGUUAAUAUUAUGAAUCUAGUUGUUUUUGUAUAACCUUUAUUAACAUUUACAUUAUCUUUACAAAUUUUUUGAAGUCAAAAUAUAUUAUAGAAUAAAAGUUAUGGUGGAAGGAAGACAUCAAGUAAAAGAGCUGCUUGUCGGUGACCAAAAUUGCGGCUAUUCUGCUUAUCCGAAAAUUUCGAAAAUUAACUUUUUUUAUACACUUUUGAAAAUUACAUUCUAUUUUUUCGCUAGUAGAAAAAAAACUAUCGAAGCAAUCAAGAUAAUCCUAGUUCAAUAGCUGGAUUAUAACACAUUAAAGAUGCUGUAUAAAUUAAUAAAUUUAAUCGUCCUCGUAUAUGUAGCAGUGAGAAUUUUUUUGUAGUUUCGCGCAUACAAACUCAGCAUUCUUAAUCUAGUUGUAUUCAGAGAGAAAUCUGAUUUGAUUGACAUUAUUUUAGCUCAGAACUACCAUAAGAGAUUUUGAUAUCAGAUUAGAAUAUACUUCUCCUUAUAGAAAAGUUUUUGUUGCCCGAAUACUCUGUAUAUCAUAUUUAUAAAACCUAACGAAAUAAAAUUAUUGUACCUGAUUUAUUUCUUACAAUUUUUUUCUGAAAAUUGAACUAAUCGAUAUUUGUUUUGCCUAAUAUUUUGUAUUUUUGUUCAUUUCUAGUAAUGUAACAAUAAUAAAAUCCCACUAAAGCUAGUUUUGCAAUGCAAUGUUGCCGUUUUUAUAAGUGGAACCAUACUUUUUCGGAAACAUUGUACGUCGCAAAAUACUAUGUAUUAAACUCCAAGUUUUAAGUAUCAAAAUGGCUGUCGUUCAGUAAGAAAUAGUGCUACUAAGCUCGUCAUUAUUGACUAUCUCGUUUUUUUAAUUUAUAAUAUUGAAAAAAAGAUUCUAGAAGCCGGUUAGGUGGUCGAUGUCUGAUGGCCACGGCGUUUCAUUAACGAAAUUUUAUUGACGUGUGUUAUUCUGUUUAAAAAGGAAUUGCAAUUGUCAAUUUAGAUAAGGCAGUAAGAUGAUUUUUAGUACAUCAUCACCGUAACCUCGAAUGAAUAUAAGUGAUGAUCAACUACCAUAAAAGAUAAUGACCCAAACCAUCACAUCAUCUUGCGCACAUUUCUCUAUACAACAAACCUAAACACCAUUGCACAGAUACCGUUCUUUGCACCAGCUCUAGCUUAGGAAACAUGUCCUAUAGUCAAAGAACGGCGUGAAAAGUAGUGUACGCAUUUACCAAAUGAUUGAUCAGCAAUUUGAGGUCUGGUGGCAAAACCGUCGCACAGAGUUAGUCGCUUUAAGCAUUUUGUUACGUUAAUCAGAAGUAGAUAAACAAAAUAUCUGGACUAUUCGGCUUUCAUAGAAGGAUGAAAUAUAGAAAAGUUGAUUUUAUGAAAAUAGUGAAAGAUAAAACGUUGUAACACUGAUUAACGAGUUGGUAAUUUUGUGUAUGUUUGUGAGACGUUGUAAAAUUGUUUAUAAUUUCCGUUCUGCUUAAAUUAUUACUAAAAAGUCUGACAACGUUGUUUGAUUGUGACCUCAAACUACUUGUAUCAAUUUUUCUAGUGUUAUACGUUUUUUAAACUAUUAAAGUUGAUUAAAAUCUUUCAUACUUAUUUGAAUAUUCGAAAUUGUUUAAAAUACGUUGAUCAUCUGGUAUUUUUGCUUUCCCUUCAAACAACUUUAAUAACUUGACUGCAGAUAAAAUCGUAGUUUACUAAUCAAUUUUGAAUAAUAGUCACAUCAAAUCUUUAUGGUGUCACAAAUUCUUCGCUAUCAUUUUUUCUUCAUUCCGCUACCUUCUUCUCGUUCUCACUAUUUCUGUUCUCUAUUCUUUAAUUUCUUCUUCAUUAUAUUUGAUUCUCAUAUUCUUAUUUUUCUUGGUUUCAUUGGAUCUUCAUCUUUUGCUCUAAAUCUUCUCGACAAUCUCUUGUAUCUAAUUUUAUUGUAUUCAGUUUAAUGUACAAAAGUCGCAGCCAGAAAAUUUUAUGUCAAUUUCUUAGACAUUUGUUAGUUUGGUUUUACUUUUAUCUUUUAGUACUACACUCCAUAGUACUAGCUGAGUUAUCUAUAAGUACUAGAUCAUAAGUUUCUACUAGUAUAAUCCCGAAUAAUCGUGAAAAGUAUUUUAUCACAUGGAAAAUCAUUAAUAUGUCUUUCUUGUUGCUGUACCUUCUCAAGAUACCGCUGGGAAUGUUCAACUAGGUUCUCGCGGAUUGGAGUCGCUCAAAUAUCUCGACAUCGUCCCCGUUUUUUAAAGUAAUCCUGUGGAAAAACUUUCGAGGGUUCAAUUUCAAACUUCUAGGCGACGAAGUUAUAACACCAUUCCUAUCUUUACGUUUGAAACUAAGUUUGUUAACAAAUGCAUCUGGUUUCAAGAAAUUAUUAAGCAUGUCAGUUUAUCUAGAAGCACUUUCAUUGGAGGUUCUCAAAGCACCAGAAGGACACUGUCAUUGUCGAUGUACAUUUGUGUAGGUGGAGAUGAAAUAUCUUAGGACGUACUAUACAUUUCUUAAUCAUCUCUUCAAUUAAUCAGUAUUAAAACCAGUUCUGUAGCUUAUAAAAUGUGCAGUACAGAAGUGCUUUGUUAGUUGCCUAUAUUUUGACAUUUUGGAAAAACAAGGACUUGACCCGUAGAUGAAGUGGCCACGUGGUUUCAAGAACGCGAGUGGUGAAGUUGAAAGUUGUCUGAAAAGACUUUCAAUAAAAAAAAAUAAUUAGUGAUAAGAACCUGUUGCAAAAGAAGGAGAAUCCUAAUUAAAUUAAUUACAACCAGCAGCUUGCAAAAUAUGUCCGAUAGAAAGGACGUAAUCAUAAGAAAUAAAGAAGAAUUAGAAAAAUCUUCUGGAAAGUUGUAAAAUGGUGGAAAGAACGAAUCGUAAAAGUUCAGCAAAUAUUUAUUACAAUGAUGAAACAACGAUGGAUGGAUUAAUUAAUAUAAGAAAAGGCAAAAGAAAGAUGGAUCGAUCUGUCGGAUGGAAAAAGAAAAGAAUAGAUACAGAGAAUAACCGGCAAUUAAGAAAAGUUAUAAAACAUUUUAUUGUGUUUAAUUGAGACAGAAUAUUAUAUAGAUGAAGUGAAGAUACUAGCUUCGUUUCCAGUAGAUAAUUUCAACACAUUCCGAAUGUAUUUUGAAUAUCUUUUGGAUGUGUAAAAAGCGCAAGCUUGGUUUUGAUUUAAAAUUCUCCCACGAACGAUUUAUAAACAUCUAAAAUAUAUAAUUUGGAUUCAAAACUAGCUAGGAGAAUAAGAUAUAUUACUAGUAUUGAAUGGAUGAAGAUUUAUUCUGGAUAUUUGUAACAAUAAAGUCAAUUACGACGGUUAUUUCUUGGUAAAUAUCACAAAUAGGAUGAAUGCACAUGCGCCGGAUUGAGAAUCCUUAUUCAAGUCCGAGGAUACAUUGGAUUUAUUCAGAACACGUUCUGAAUUCGAAAUUUCUUCUCCACGAACAUGUUUUUCGCACAAUUGCGGAUGAAUCUGGUGACAGAACAUGUUCAGGAUAACUAUCACGAACAGAGAUACUGAAAAACAAAAUUAAUCUAAGAAACCUUGAAGAUAAAAUUUAUUUUGAAACGAAUCUCACAAAAAUAGGAAAAGAAAAGGAUAAAAGAAUAUAAAAAAUAGGAUGGAACAAAGAUAAAACGAGGUUAUAAUACAAUUUUUAUGAUUACGUUUCUCGGAAAAUGAUUUCGACGAUUUCCAUUAUAUGAUGUGACGACUUUUGAAACUGAGUUUGUUAAAAAAUAUUUUUGAUAUCAAGAAAUUAUUAAGCAUGUCAUUUUAUCUAUGAGCACUUUUAUGGGGGGUUCUCAAAGUACCAAAUACCACAGAAGGACGAAAAAAAUUUAGGAAAGAUACUGAAAAACAAAAUUAAUCUAAAAAAACUUGAAGAUAAAAUUUAUAUUGGAACGAAUAUCACAAAAAUAGAAAAUAAAAGUAUAAAAGAAUAUAAAAAACAGCUAAACAAGAAGGAACAAAGAUAAAGAAAUAAAAAUAUGUUAUAGAAAAGUACUAGUAAAUGGAAAACUAUUGAAGUGGGAUAAACAGCAACAAGAAACUGGGUUUUUAAAAAAAGAUUCAGGAGUAUGUAUUGUACCAAACAAAAAUAUUGUCAAUGAAUUGAAAAAGUUUACUUCAAACUUUAUUUUCAUUUGAAUGGAAGAAACAAAAAGUUACGCUUUUAUCUGCUAUCAAGCCGAAAUUGCUUUUAAAAGUUUUCCCAAAUGCUUCUCGAUGAUAGCUUGAAAAAAAAUUAAUCUUAAGCUUAGAAAAUGUAGAUGCUUACUACGAUUGUCCUGGCACUACUAUUUGUUUUUGUAGAAUAAGUUUUUUAAAAAAAAUAUGGGACCAAAAUAGUCCUUUAUUAAAAUGAAUGUUAUCAAUUUGAAAAAAUGUGAAUUUACGUAAAAUAAUUAUCAAAUAUACUAAGUUUCCUACAAAAUAAUAAAAUUAGUUUUAUUUAUAAAUGCCAACGUUGUUAAAACGGUUAAAAACAAUUUCAAACAGGUUCACCGUUCAAACCUGUUUGUUCAUAUUUAUUUUUUCUUCGAAUUUAACUACAAUUCACAUUUUUUCGUGAAUAAAUCAAACUAUUGAAUAAUAUUAAUUAUGUUUGUAAAUAUUUGUAACCCUUG
Diorhabda sublineata is the source of this 7388-nucleotide messenger RNA. RefSeq names its product probable G-protein coupled receptor 158 (gene smog). The record is from RefSeq and is a predicted model, not a curated record. Gene Ontology annotation, cellular component: membrane. Gene Ontology annotation, molecular function: G protein-coupled receptor activity. The coding region runs from base 239 to 2203 and encodes 654 amino acids. The transcript has 11 exons. Gene Ontology annotation, biological process: G protein-coupled receptor signaling pathway. NCBI's taxonomy places the organism in Eukaryota, Metazoa, Arthropoda, Insecta, Coleoptera, Chrysomelidae.